AUGCAAAAUACAAUUAAGUAGAGAACUUGUAAGCAGAGAAGCUCAGUUCAUAAGAAAGUUUAAUAGAUUAAUUCUGAAAGGUUUUCAUUAUCAAAUAUUAUUAAAAGAUAGACGUAGUCUGAAUAUUGAUAUGAAUAAUUAUACACCUAAGUAACCCUAAUUGGCUGAAAAGACUAUUAAAAAUAUCAACAGAUAUUCCUUUACUGAUCUGAAUGAAUAAGAAAAGAGGGGGUUAAUGAGUACAGUAGCCAUAUUUAUAACAAUAAGCUCUGAUUUUUAUGUUUAGGAUGAUGAUUAAAAUCUUUUCAAAACUUAACAAAUUAUUCGAUAUAAUAAAUUCAACUGCAAAAAUGUUUUCAGCUUUGGAAAACUAAGUUAUUAUUAUAAAUCAACAUAUCUUGAAGUAGUGAUUGAAGAUUUUGUAAUGAUUAUUUAUUUAUUAUUUAAUAUAUUAUAUGAUUUAAGAUUAAUAUCUUUUAUAAAUUAAACAUAAUUAUAUAUUUUUACUUAAAUUAUUCAGGUCUCUAUUUUCAUUAUAUAUAGUACUAUUUCUUAAUUUAAUCCUAGAAUAUAUAUAAUCAUUUAAAUAACCUCACAGCAUAGAAAACUUAUCAAACUAUAUUUAAUACAAAAGACAAAUAUAGUUUCAUAAGUUAUUUAAUUAAAAUAGGAUUGCAACAUUUCAGAGUUGAUGUUUGCUCAGCACAAUCUUAAUUAUUUUUAUGAAUCAAAAACUAUCUCUUAAAUUAAGGAAUUGAAUAGGACUUUUAAAUUCCAAUAAAUUAUACAAUUAAAGAAGUUAAGAUCAAUAUCAAUCAGGUAUUUAAAUCAAUCAAACUUAGAUUAUUAAUAAUUGAUUUGAAUGUGAAACUUAAAUCAAAGAUAGAAAGAGGAGGUGUUGUAAUUUAUAUUUUAAUAAAUUUAGUAUCUUUUAUAUAAAGACAAUGUAUAAACUAGAGGAUGA
Molecule: messenger RNA, 964 nt
Organism: Paramecium primaurelia
Lineage: Eukaryota; Ciliophora; Oligohymenophorea; Peniculida; Parameciidae
Source: the annotation of a GenBank genome assembly